AUGCCAAGAGGUGGAAGCAGUUUGUGGCGAAUCGUGUUGCAGAGGUGCAAGAAAAAGUCAAAUCCGAAUGAAUGGUUUUAUUGUCCAUCGGCAGAUAACCCAGCAGAUUUGCUCACUAGUGGAUACUCAAUAGAGGAUUUGAUAUCCAGUCAAGACUGGUCGUAUAGGCCCAACUGGUUGUUGCAGAAUUGUAAUUAUUGGCCGGAAAAAUCAGUCAGGCAAUCGCAGGAUGUGGGUAAUUCAGAAAUAUUGAGGGAGCAAAAGGCAAAUUCGAUUGUUUGUUUUGUAGUUAAGGUGGAGGUUAUCGAGGAGCUUAGGAAUAAAAUUUCAGCUUGGAGUAGAUUGCAGAGUGUGGUUGCUUGGUGUUUGAGAUUCGUGGGAAAUAGCAGAAGAAAUAGUGUUCCGCCACCCUAUUUGGAACGUUUGGAGUUGAAAGAGUCGCAUGAUAGGAUUAUACAUUUGGUUCAGAAGGUUGGAUUUUCGACCGAAAUUUCCGUACUAGAGAAAGGAAAUGUGUUGAGUGCAGGUAAAUUGAUUCAGCUUAAUCCAUUUUUGGAUAGUAAAGGACUUCUCAGGGUUGGGGGAAGAAUUGGAAACUCCAGUUUGCCAGCGAGUGUAAAACAUCCUUUGAUAUUACUAAAACAGCAUCCAGUAACAACUAUGAUUAUAAAACUGUAUCAUUUAAAUUAUCUUCAUGCAGGAGUUCAAUCAGUUCAUUCUGCAAUUAGACAGGUCAAUUGGAUUUUCGGAGCCAGAUCAUCCAUAAGAAAAAUCGUGAGAAACUCUGUCAUCUGUGCGCGGUUUCGUGCAGAAUUCCGGAGGCAAAUAAUGGGCGACUUGCCUGCGUUCCGUGUCUUACCAGGUAGAGCGUUCCUGAGAGCCGGUACAGAUUUUUGUGGACCAUUUAUGUUCACUCCUCGUCUUAGAAAUGAUGUGAGACCCGUGAAUAUGUACGUCUGCGUCUUCGUUUGUUUCAUCACGAAAGCGGUUCACCAGGAAGUCGUUAGUGCCAUGAGUACUGAUGCGUUUCUUGCAUCUUUCAAGCGCUUCGUUGGACGCAGGGGGAAACCCCCCGAUAUAUUCAGUCAUAGUGGGCCAAUUUCGUCGGGGCUAAACAUGUGCUGA
Messenger RNA from Argiope bruennichi, 1125 nucleotides. RefSeq lists its product as uncharacterized. NCBI's taxonomy places the organism in Eukaryota, Metazoa, Arthropoda, Arachnida, Araneae, Araneidae. The record is from RefSeq and is a predicted model, not a curated record. The transcript has a single exon. Gene Ontology annotation, molecular function: nucleic acid binding. Bases 1 to 1125 code for a protein of 374 amino acids.